This is a messenger RNA of Morone saxatilis (striped sea-bass), 4257 nucleotides long. It is a transcript of the gene gltpd2, whose product is annotated as glycolipid transfer protein domain containing 2. The transcript is spliced from 5 exons. NCBI's taxonomy places the organism in Eukaryota, Metazoa, Chordata, Actinopteri, Moronidae. The coding region runs from base 600 to 1523 and encodes 307 amino acids. Gene Ontology annotation, biological process: ceramide transport; intermembrane lipid transfer. The record is from RefSeq and is a predicted model, not a curated record. Gene Ontology annotation, molecular function: ceramide 1-phosphate binding; ceramide 1-phosphate transfer activity. Gene Ontology annotation, cellular component: cytosol; cytoplasm; membrane.
CUGACCAGGAAUAUUGCGCAUAUCUAGAAGAUGAAUCUGGAGGAAGGGGUUACUGGCGGACAAGCUGCGUUGGCUAUGCUUUAUCAGCCAGUGGUUGCCCUCGGCUGAUCUCUGGACCCUCAGAUUGAGCAACACAACAAGGGACAGGCAGCUUCCAAACCAGUUAGAAACAAAGACAGGACAGAGGAGAGACGUGAAUCAGGGAAAGUCAGAAAGAGCCAUAACAGACUGAGUUGUAAUAGUGUGGCAAGGGACAGCAGUAGCUAUAAAAUAAGAGUUAAACAUUGAUAGAAUCUCUCUGACGUUGAGAGGACCUUUUAUUUAGGGUUUUGGGGAAGAGUAUGAAAGAUUUGAGAGAACAGGAGGGGGGGUCAGAGGCAGGGGUCCGAUAGGAAGUAAUUGUGGUGACAGCCAGUGCAAGGGGACAAGGACUCAUGUGAGACAGAAGAAUUUAAAAAUAGGGACAAAGAGAAAGAGGGACUGGCAGACCCAAAACUAGACUUUAGAAUGGGUGUUAAAAGCAAGGCUGCUGCAGCUAUCGUAGUCCUGCUGCUGUUCCUCGGCUCCCUGUGGCUCCGUUGCCAGAAACAUGACUCCAAAUGAAGGACGAUGUUUCUCGAAUGGUCAACUGCUGGAUGUGUAAUAAGCAACUGUUUGUUCGCCAUAUCAACUUAAAAGAGGGAGGUUUGGAUUACCACUGGGAUUCUUGUUUAAAAGGUUAUAAUCAGGAGAACAAGCUUCACCAGCUGUACAACAGCAGCGGGGCCGAUGGGGCUGAUGGGCCGCAGGUCCUGGAGGGGUGCCCUGGUCAGACCUUCCAGGUGUCACUUCUGGUCUCCCACCUGCUGGCUGCACCGGUCGACACCUCCGACGUGCUGUUGCAUCCGUAUCUUUCCAGCUGGGAUGAGCUUGUGAGAUUUAUGGAAGCUCUGGGCCCAAUGGUUGGACUGAUAUCUAAGGAGAUAGAAAGCAAGACCUCUUUAAUCCGACAACUAGCCCAGUUGGCAGAAAAGAACCCUGAAGAAGAGCUGGGCCUAGAUGUUCACUCAGUAAACACUGUGAACACAGAGAACAAUCUGGAGGCCUCACAGUACACUGGUGCUUAUCGUUCUGUGCGCUCCAUGAUCUCGGUGGAGCUGAGCCAAGGACUGGUGGACUUUGACCGCCAGACGGAUUCUGGAUGCCGGACUCUUCUGCGUCUGCAUCGCGCUCUGCUUUGGCUGAAGCUCUUUCUGGAGAAGCUGGCUGAGACACCUGUGGCCGGCCGGCUCAGGAGCCCCUCAGAGCUGUGUCGUGAGGCCUACAAGAACACACUUGCGAACCACCACGCCUGGUUUGUACGCAGGGCUGCCGAGCUGGCCUUCAUUGCCAUGCCAGAGCGGGGUUUCUUCUUCAGGCUGGUGUGUGUGCAGAACCAAGAGGAUCUGAGCGCAGUGCUGAUCAAAGUGGUUAAGGCCAUUGGAGAAGUUUAUGACAGGACGCAGAAAGCCCUGGAGGAAAAUGGCAUGCUGGACUUGCCAUAGUAAAGGGGGCUAUCCGACUGGACAAACAGCUUCCACUGUUUUACCAUGUAUUGUACCGUCCUCAAGAUAUUAUGGGCAUCACACAUGAACGUCUAGCUACAAGCGAGGUCUCAACUUUCCAAGGAAACAUGAACAGGCUUGAUUUUUUACCACUAAAAUUCACACGUGCCAUAUUUUUUCCUUCCAACCAAAGUGCCGUGUCAACAAUCAACUAAUGCUGAAAGUCAGUUUGCUUUCAGUCUGUAGACAUUCCUCAUCAAAUUAUAUGAGAUCACAACUUAGAGGAGGAGGCAGCUGACACAGAUUGUGAAUUAUUUAAGCAGGUGGACACAAUAGCAUGAACACCACACAUCUAAAGUAAUCCAUGGCAGCAACCCUGCAGUAAAUAAAGUAUUAGUGGAGCUUAUAAUGUUCUCUAGGCUGUGUCACAGGGGCAGGGAUUUUGUAAUGGAUUGCAUCAGAUUGCACAGUUCAUGUUUUUGUGCCAACCACACUAUGUGAUUGUUUUUUUUUUUUUUACAUUCAAAUUCUGUUGAAAAUGACUGUUGUUUUAAUUGUACUCUGUGAUUUAGUAUGCUACCUCAAAACCGGCUAGGUCUAGAUGCUUUGUAGCCCUAAAAUCUGGGACCAAUCUAUCCUGAUUAGAGAGAUAUUACACGCAAAUAUGUACUGAACAAAGGACAAUAUGAUCCUCACAGUAACUCUGUUGUGAGUGUGGAGUAUUCAUUUUCAGUUUUACACUGUGAGUUUUUGUAUCAUGUUCAGAAUGAUUAAAUAUCUGGGAAAAAAGAAAAAAGAAGAGAGAAUCUAGUUGCAUAUUUUCUGACGUACUUGGUCCAGUAAUGUAAGAACUUUGACAUUUAAAUGCCACUGAACUGUUGUGUAAUAUUAUCUACUCUCUAGGAAAGGGUCCAGAACUCUAAUCUUUACUUUCCUAACAUCAGGGAUAUAAGGUGUGCCCCUCCUACCUGGGCACAGUUUGUGGAUAUGAACAGGCUUUUGAACCUUAAUGCAAAAGGCUUUUCCUUCAUAAUAUCUCUUUGUCUGUAAUAAAAUAUUAUGUCAUGGCUGAAAUAUUAGAAAAAGCCCUGAUCUGAUGAGCACCAAAGGGUUGCAGAUUAUUCAGUAUUGUAAUAUAUAGGAUGUGUGUGUAACAGAUAGAAUAGCGUGCACAAGUAUUUGACACAGGUGCUACUCUUGAUCACACUAUUUUAAACCCACAAGUACCUCUAAUGCUACGUAAUCCUGGCUUUCUCCCUUUUCCCCGCACUGUGUUCUCUCUUUCUCAAGAAGAGACAGUGAAGAAUCGAGAGAUAAGAAUAGAGCCCGAGAGUGAACAGGAGACAAGAGUUGGUUGAAGGUCAGUAAGCGGAAGUACACUUCAGCUGUAAUCUUGUCAAGCAGUCGGCGGUAGACUGUAUUAAAGCAACUCCCAAAUGAGAAAAAAAAGCCCAACCUAAAACAGGAUCCACACAUUUCCAAGCGUAGGCCAGUCACAUGGAAGGCUGGACCUCCUCUUUUUCUUCUACUUGUUACUGGUAUGUGUGCAGAGGUUACCGUUGGUGACCACUGGUGCUGUAGGGAUGUAGGCUGUAAGGAUUAAGGGGAAUGAGAUUACAUAAGAUUAUAUCCACCUGACGCUACUUUUGACAUUGGCUGGCUUCUUUUUCUGUCCCCUACAGAGGCCAUUCUACAUUAUAUUCAUAUAUAUAUAUAUUCAUAAUGAGCCAUGAUAAAAUGAUUUGGAUUGUGCUCAUUCCACCUUAAUCUCAGUGCCUGUCCCCUAAUAUCAAAUCCCUUCUGUCAUCCUAUGAUAACACCAAACACUAAGAGAUGACUGAGAGGCAGAGGCAAAAAUGAGGCGCGAGUCUGAGUUCCCUUAAAUGACAUUUAUUAAUUUAUCUAUCUUGGUUUGCAGUAAACAUGAGCAAAAAUAUACAUACAGUAAGAGCAUAAAAUAAAGAUCCAGAAUAGAAAUAUCAUCCUUUUGGGGUGAGAGUAUCUCAACAACAAAUUUCAUGGAUUUCUUUCUUGAACUAUCCUUGCACCACAGUCUUCAAUUUAAGACAAGGGGGUUAGGUGGGGGUAAUGAAGAUUAUUCCUUAUUUGAAACAUUAAUAGUUGACUCUCUCUGACAUUUGUGUUGGGCCCUGUUGUGUUUUUCUUCUGGAGAAUUUCUGAAGGUUUUACACUUGAAAGUUCUCUGAAAGCACAGCUCAUUCUGACGUAUUCGCCGUACUUUUAAUAACUUAAUUCGGAUACAAUAGACCUCAGUGUUCAGAGAACAUUCAGUGCAAGCUUCAGAGCUCAAUUUAAGAGAGUAGAAAGGACACAAACAAAACAAUGUUUCUACAUAAAAAACAAAAACUUCUCCAACCAAGCUGUUAAAAUGUUGCCAUUCGUUGAAUGAAAUGAUGAAAACCUACCAGUUAACUCCCAUGACAAAAUACAAUCCAAGCUUAUACAUUUCUUUCCUCUUUACAACAAAAUAGCAAUAAAAAUACUCUUUUAUAAACAAAACACUACUUUUUAUACUCUUCCAUCGUGAUAAUGCACACUAGCAAAACUGCCGCAAUGCAAUAUCAAUAUCUUUCCGUUUUCUUUCUUGGUCUGGAUGAUAACAUGUUGCACUGAUUUUGUUACAGCCUUUCCAAUAAAUACAUCAUACAGCCACAGAAGAAAUAAAUAUAUUGCUUUUUGAGGACAUCUCCAAAUUAUCACAAAAAAAUAAAAA